AUGGGGCUCGUCGACUAUUCAGAUUCCGAAUCCGACUCCGAACCCGUUGCCAAGACCGCGCCCCCCUCACAAUCGGUGGCCGCUCCAGGAGCGAGCGGCAAGAAACCAUUCCAGAAGGUAGUCGACCGAGCGAAACCGGGCAAGAUCCUCGUCAACCUCCCGCAGAGCUCAUCUAGUCGCGACAAGAGCAAACCUGCAGAUGGAGAUAAUGAACCACCCCCGAAACGCACAAGGGCUACGGGUAGAGGAGGCGCGUUCAGCGGCUUAAACUCGUUCCUCCCGCCUCCAAAGAACGUAGGAAAGCCUGCGGCGUCGAGUAAUAGCGGGAAACCGGCGCCAAGGCCAGGUAUCAACCUGAAGACGGGUGCUACCCCUGGUUUUAGUAGGGAGGUGGAUGGGAAUGAAGAGGGGGGUUUAGAUGAGACAUCAAAAAGGGGCGAAGAUGCAGAAUCUACGACAAAGCAGCCAUCUAUACCCGCGGAACAGAAGCCAGCAGACGAGGUCAAAUUAGUCGGCAAGCCAUUAAUGUUUAAGCCAUUAUCAGUAUCGCGAAAACCAGGCAAGAAGAGCGCGGCCAAAGCAUCGAAGAAAACCACUACUACAUCUACACCGCCAGCUCCUCAGCCAAGUGCGGAAUCACAGGCACAGGAGAAAGACAAAGCGGAACCGCCUCCGAAAAGGCAGAAAAUAUCACUUUUCUCAAUAUCCGACGACCCGGAGACAGAAGCAGUAGAGACCACCACAUCCAGCACCGGCAUCUACGAACCCAUGUUCAGCGCCCCCACCUCCGCAGCGGACGACUUCGCCGCAUACGACGCGCAAUUCGCAGCAUCCCACAACACAUUACCACCCCAAGCCACCCCCUCCAACGCCGACACCCUCGACUCCAUAGCCGCAGACAUGAACCUAUCCGCCGCAGCGCGACGCGAGCUAUUCGGGCGCGGCGGCGACCCGUCGUCCUCGUCAGGAAGUCGCGUGGUGCGCUUCGACACGGACCGCGAGUACGCGCACAACGAAGCGCUGCGCGCCUCGGGUCAGCUACAACCCACGUAUAACCCCGUGCGCUCCAUCGCUCCCGGGAAGCACAGCCUUCGGCAGCUCGUUACGCAGGUCCAGAGCCAGCGCGACGCGUUGGAAGAGAGCUUUGCGAAGGGACAUGGGAAUCGGAAGGAAGCGAGCGCCAAGUACGGGUGGUGA
Molecule: messenger RNA, 1197 nt
Organism: Daldinia childiae
Lineage: Eukaryota; Fungi; Ascomycota; Sordariomycetes; Xylariales; Hypoxylaceae
Product: putative mitotic checkpoint protein prcc protein
Exons: 1
Coding region: 1-1197 (398 amino acids)
Cellular component (GO): nucleus
Source: RefSeq, a predicted model, not a curated record